CAGUCGAUGCUUAGGCUUUAUACUGCUCCAAGUGCCAUUACAUUUUCGUCUCUCGCCUAAACAAUAACACCGAAAAAUAGUAGAUAUUUUUCGAAACGAAAAAAAAUCUUCGCCCGCAUUCCAAACGCAAGUAAUUGUCUCUUGAAAUUUGUUGAUAGAUUUCAAUUGAAGAAAAUGUGCUGUGGUCCCUGUGGAAGCGUUUCUUAUGCCCUGGCAUAUGGUCCGGUUGGACCCGCUCUGCCCGCGAUGAAUUAUAACAAUUGCUGUUGUGGUCCUUGCCCGCCCUGUGGCCCUUGGACCUGUGCACCCAAUCGAUGCUGCUGCUGUGGUGAAUGUGGAUGUUUUGGACCCUUCUACUAGGCCCUAUCAAUUGGACUGUUCACAAGACAAACCAAUUUAAUAACCAUUUUAUUCUGUAUGCUUGCGUAGGAACACGGCGGACAUUUUUUUUCGGUUUUUUUUU
This is a messenger RNA of Drosophila montana, 463 nucleotides long. RefSeq names its product male-specific sperm protein Mst84Dc. The transcript is spliced from 2 exons. NCBI's taxonomy places the organism in Eukaryota, Metazoa, Arthropoda, Insecta, Diptera, Drosophilidae. Bases 175 to 360 code for a protein of 61 amino acids. The record is from RefSeq and is a predicted model, not a curated record.